UGUCGUCGUUAUAUUAUCAUUAUUAUUAUUAUUAUUAUAUAUGUUCUCCCGUGCGAUUAAUUACCGUGACGACACGUCACAGUAUUUAUAUAUAUUAUUUAUACUUACAACGAUACUUGAAAUAUUCGUCUCAAUAUUUUAUAUAAUUGGUAGAAAUGAACGGAACCCCGUGUCCCCCGACGAUAACGAAUGGCCAACGAGUGACAGUCGAAAUUCCAGACGGAUUGCUGGACCUAAUGAUGGUCGUCGCUCGAGAGGUGCUGCGUCAUGCUCCCGAAGACAAGUGCACGGCGUACUCGAUCGUAGCUGAUUACUUGGAAGAAAUGAUCAAGGAGAAUAACGUAAAACCCCCCUCAUGCAUAGAUAACGAAUGGACUCGUGAAAUGAUUACUCACGACGUGAUUAAAACGGUUGAAAAAUAUGGCGUUACGCCUGAAUCGGCUAACGAGGCUGCAACUCUAAUACAAAGGGCUUGGAGGAAAUACAAUAAAUCGGUUUCGAAUAUAAAACCUGAUUCUUUAGAAACGGGAGACCACGUCUUCUCCAAGGAAAUUCGGAUGGACACUUACGAGGAAAUUAAUUAUGAAAACGAUUCCGACGACAUGGAACGUGUGAACGUAGUGAGAAAAGGCCAGAGAGACUAUGUACCACCGAUUCCAGAUUUCAUCGACGAUUUAUACUCGUUGAAAUAUGAAGACGAAGAAUGCAACUACAAACAGACUCAUGAAAUGAUUACUGAAGACGUGAUUAAAACAGAUGUAAAACGCAGCGUUAUACCCGAAUCGGCUAACGACGCGUUGUCUUUAAUACAAUCCGUUUCUUUGGAGACGGUAGAUCGCAUCUUUCCUACAGAAAUUCAAACGGACACUUACGAGGAGAUGAAUUACGAAAACGAUUCCGACGACAUGGAACGUGUGAACGUAGUAAGAAAAGGCCAGAGAGACUAUGUGCCACCGAUUCCAGAUUUCAUCGACGAUGUAUACUCGUUGAAAUACGAAAAAAAUGUAAACGGUCAGCCAAAGGAAGCUUCUUAUGAAGACGAAUAAUAAAAAUACAAUAAUUUGUAUAUUAUGUAAGGGCUUACACAUUUUUGAUUUGAGUAAUCUCGAGAUUAUUUUUCUUGUAUAUAGAACUGCCGUAUGUAUCACUUACAGACAGUAAUAAAUUCUGUUCGUGUAAACACUGUUUUGGUUUAAUCUUAUAAAAACCUAAAAACAAACUUUUCAUGUUACUUUUUACUGUAUACAAAUUAUACGCCACUGUGUUCGUUCCAUAGACCUUUAUAGACUCAUAGACGGAGCAUCCCAGGUUGGUAGGGUUGGGUGGAGCGGUCUCAGCUACCUAAAGACAUAAAAUAUG
This is a messenger RNA of Acyrthosiphon pisum (pea aphid), 1359 nucleotides long. RefSeq lists its product as uncharacterized. The transcript is spliced from 4 exons. The record is from RefSeq and is a predicted model, not a curated record. NCBI's taxonomy places the organism in Eukaryota, Metazoa, Arthropoda, Insecta, Hemiptera, Aphididae. The coding region runs from base 156 to 1046 and encodes 296 amino acids.